Daucus carota subsp. sativus is the source of this 1892-nucleotide messenger RNA. RefSeq names its product cytochrome P450 76A2. Gene Ontology annotation, molecular function: heme binding; iron ion binding; oxidoreductase activity, acting on paired donors, with incorporation or reduction of molecular oxygen. Bases 166 to 1695 code for a protein of 509 amino acids. The transcript is spliced from 3 exons. NCBI's taxonomy places the organism in Eukaryota, Viridiplantae, Streptophyta, Magnoliopsida, Apiales, Apiaceae. The record is from RefSeq and is a predicted model, not a curated record.
GGUUAUAUUUGUCUUAUUGUAUGAUAUUGUUUGAGAAUUUUCAAAUAUAAAUUAAUUCUCAUCUGUGCUGAUCUUAAUUAUAUCUGUGAACAAACAGCAGUGCAGCACUCUCCAGACACUUAAAGAAGGUCAACUCUCAUUUGGUAGCAAAUCUGUAAUCUGAGCAUGGAGUGGAUGUGGAACUAUGUUCUUUGGUCCAUUUUGAUCACUCUGAUGCCGCUUGCUUGGCAUUUGAGGAGGAAGAAUAGUUACAGACGAUCCAAGCUUCCUCCGGGGCCUCGAGGCUGGCCAGUCAUUGGCAAUAUAUUUGAUCUUGGAGCUUCACCACACAGAAGUCUAGCUGCGCUGAAACAAAAAUAUGGUCCUGUUGUGUGGCUAAAUCUUGGACCUGUCAAGACCAUGGUGAUUCUUUCUGCCAGUGCAGCUGAAGAGUUUUUCAAGAACCAUGAUCUCUCCUUCGUUGACAGGUUCAAUAAUGAUAUAACCAGGUCACACGACUACUACAAGAGCUCCAUAGCUUUGGGCGCAUAUAGCCCCUACUGGCGCACCAUGAGGCGGAUAUGUAAUAAGGAGGUCUUUAGCAAUAAGAGAAGCAACGAAACAGUUUUGGUCAAGAAAAAAUGUGUGGAUGAGAUGUUGAAGUGGAUAGAAAAGGAAGUAGAAGAAAGUGCAAGUGGUGAAAUUGAAGUGAUAGAGUUUGUGUUCCCAGCAAUAUUUAACAUGAUUGGAAAUCUGACACUAUCUCGUGACUUGAUGAGUCCGAAAUCUGAGAUGGCAUCUGAAUUCUACACCGCCUUGUCAGGAUUCUCAGAGUGUGUCACCAGUCCUAAUAUCUCUGAUUUGUUUCCUUGGCUUGGAUGGCUUGACCUGCAAGGAUUGAGGGCGAGAACCGACAGGGAUCUAGGCAAAGCAAUUAAAAUUAUUUCAGGAUUCGUGGAUGAUCGGGUUAAACAGAGGCAACACAGGGAAGGAAAGGCCACAGAUCACAAGGACUUCUUGGACGUGGUGCUAGAUUUUGAGGGUACCGCGAAGGAUGAACCAGAAAUACUAUCACACCACCAAAUCACUAUCUUUUUAUUGGAUAUAUUUGUUGCGGCAACAGACACAAUAAGCGCCACAAUUGAGUGGGCGAUGUGCGAGCUCUUAAGGAAUCCUGAAUCACUGAAGAAGAUCAAAGCGGAGCUUGGUAGAGUUGUGGGAGCAAACAAGGAACUGGAAGAGAGUGACAUUAAUAAUCUGCCUUACUUGCAAGCAAGCGUGGAAGAAUCACUACGCUUACAUGCUUCAAUUCCACUUCUGCUACCAAGAAAGGCGGUCCAAGAUACGACCUUCAUGGGCUAUAACAUUCCAAAAAAUACACAAGUUUUUGUCAAUGCUUGGGCGAUUGGGAGAGACGAAGAGAGUUGGGAGGAUGCUUUGUCUUUUAAACCUGAAAGAUUCUUGGAAUCGAGUAUUGGGUACAAGGGACAGAGUUUUAAGUUUAUACCAUUUGGUGCUGGGAGAAGAAUUUGCCCUGGUCUUCCUUUGGCUCAUCGUGUUCUUCCUCUCAUUUUAGGCUCGUUGCUUCAUCAUUUCGACUGGAAGCUUUGUGAUAGUGUCAGUGGUGGGAUUAAAAUGGACAUGAGAGAAGCAAUGGGGGUCUCAGCAAGAAAACUAGUGCCCUUAAGAGGAGUUCCCAAACGAAUGGAUGCAUGAUCAUCAUCACAAUUAAUGGUGGUAAUCAGAGAUGAUGCCAGUGAUUGAAGAAAGACUCUGAAUAAUCACUAGAUGUAAGUGAUCCGAUCACUGGUUUCUGGUUUAACUGAGUUGUUAUAUAUUACUGUAUGUUACGGUUUGAACCACGUGUAUAAUGUUAAACUGCAACUCGCAACGCAAGGUGUAAUUUUUCAAAA